Leguminivora glycinivorella is the source of this 1248-nucleotide messenger RNA. Its product is annotated as succinate dehydrogenase iron-sulfur subunit-like. Gene Ontology annotation, molecular function: 2 iron, 2 sulfur cluster binding; electron transfer activity. The transcript has a single exon. NCBI's taxonomy places the organism in Eukaryota, Metazoa, Arthropoda, Insecta, Lepidoptera, Tortricidae. The record is from RefSeq and is a predicted model, not a curated record. Bases 7 to 945 code for a protein of 312 amino acids. Gene Ontology annotation, biological process: respiratory electron transport chain; tricarboxylic acid cycle; aerobic respiration.
UACUAAAUGGCAGCGAAAUUCUUGCAACGUUGGCGAACUUUGACGGUGACUGUCUGGAUGCACAUACGUACGAAAACAGCAAAACCUGCGCCUAAGCAAGCGGUCGAUCCUGCUAACCGACCCCCGGACCGACGCAUUUUCAAAGUAUACCGUUUCGCCGGGAUUAUCGCAAGCCAAAAACCUAAGGUACAAUCGUUCGAAUUCGAUGUCACUAAAAUUGGUGGCAUGGUUCUCGAUGCCCUCAUCAAGAUAAAGGAAAUAGAUCCGACGGUCACUUUCAGAAGAUCAUGUCGAGAAGGCAUUUGCGGCUCUUGUGGCAUAAAUCUCCAGGGUGCGAACUGCUUGGCGUGCAUAACGGAGAUACCAAAAGACAAAGUGAUCACUAUAUUGCCGCUACCUCACAUGUACGUCCAAAAAGAUUUGGUGGUCGAUAUGUCACACUUUUUUCAACAGUAUAACAGUGUGCGGCCGUAUCUCGUUCGUCCAGACCCUCUGCCGAUGGGUGUAACGCAGUAUGCACAAAGUAUUAAAGAUAACAGUAAAUUAGUCGGUAUGUACGAGUGUAUUUUAUGUGCUUGCUGCUCGACAUCGUGCCCUAGCUACUGGUGGAAUGGCCGCAGGUUUAUGGGACCCGCUGCUUUAUUGCAUACUUACCGCUGGGUGAUAGACUCUAGGGACUCAGAUACCGAUCGGAGACUUUGGGACGUCCGAGAUGACUUUAAAGUAUUCAGGUGUCACACUAUAAUGGUCUGCAUGUUGGUUUGCCCGAAAGGCUUGCACCCGGGUAUUCAGAUUUCUAGUUUGAAGCGGUUAAUAUCGAAGGUGGAGAAAAAGCCAGAGCCUGAAUUAGACCCUUUGCUGUUUGCUAACGAGGGUUUAAAGACUGCCGUCGGCGGCGGUGGUCGUGGCCCAUCUGCUGGCGGGAGUGGAUGUAUAUGCAAGUGAAUUGUUUAAAUUUUAGUUAGGACCUUGCUCACAUUCAAAGAAUUGUUAACCCUUAGACGCAUAUGGUAUCAAAAAAGAUUUUAUCAAAAUGACACAACUAGACAUCUGAUUGACGUCAAUAUGAAACUUUAUAUACAUCAAGUUUAAAAUUUACAUAGAUUUCAAUUCUUCUUAAGUCAUUUUGAAGUGAAACCUAUGAUACCAUGCAUCUAAGGGUUAAAUUGUAAUAAGGAAAUUACUGUGUCACAAAAUGUUACACAAAAGCAUAGAAGGGCAAAAUGUGAGUAGGUUUGUGCAUACCUG